AUGUCGAAAAUAGCAAACAGAGACUACGCAGCUCUUAAUCUCUCCGGAGACAAUUACUUACAGUGGGCGCUAGAUACAAGGAUCAGUCUAAAGUCCAAGGGACUCGGUGAUACUAUCACCGAGGACAACAAUGACAAUGAAAAGAAUAGAUACAAGGCCAUAAGCUUUAUGCGCCAUCAUCUCAUUGAAGGUCUUAAAGAUCAGUACAUGACAAUUGAAAAUCCACUAGAUCUUUGGAAUGCUUUAAAGCAUAGAUAUGAUCACCAAAAGAUGGUGUUGCUUCCAAAGGUAAGGCACGACUUGAUGCACCUAAGAUUCUUAGACUAUAAGUCAGCGGAUGAGUACAAUUCAGCCUUGUUCAAGAUAGUUUCAAUACUAAGACUUUGUGGUGAAGAAGUAUCCGAUAUGAUGAUGCUUGAAAAGACCUAUACGACUUUCAAUCAGUCGAAUUCUGUGUUGCAAGAGCAAUAUAGAACAAAAGGUUUUGCCACAUAUACUGAUCUGAUCUCGUGUCUACUCUUGGCCGAGGCAAACAAUGAGCUCCUAAUGAAGAAUAGUGGAGCCAGACUGGCCGGGACAGCACCAUUACCCGAAGCCCAUGAGGUUGAAAAGAAAGAUCCCAAAGAGACCUACUACGCCCAAGACAAUAGGAAACCAUACGGCAAUAGCCGUGGUGGGUACAAGAGGUGUGAUAAUCAGAAUGGUCGAGACAACUACUCAACCGGCCAAAAAGGAAACCACAAUAACCGUGGUCGUGGUUCCAAUUACGGCUGGGGUCGAGGCAGUUACGGCCGUGGACGAGGUGGCAUAUCCAAACCAUCUUACACGUCCAAGUCAGUAUGCCACAGAUGCGGGAUGGACAACCAUUGGGCCAAGAAUUGUAGAACUCCGAAACACUUGUGCGACCUCUACCAAGAGAGCCUCAAGAACAAGAACCCGGAGGCAAACAUGAUCCAAGAAAACGGUCAUGAUGACAAAGGAUAUGGAUAUGAUGCUGACAAUGAAUCCGACAAAGAUAACAAAGAUGACCUAAUGGAUUUUGAGACAUCCGAUUGUCUCAAGGACUAG
Brassica oleracea var. oleracea is the source of this 1068-nucleotide messenger RNA. RefSeq lists its product as uncharacterized. The transcript has a single exon. Lineage: Eukaryota; Viridiplantae; Streptophyta; Magnoliopsida; Brassicales; Brassicaceae. The coding region runs from base 1 to 1068 and encodes 355 amino acids. The record is from RefSeq and is a predicted model, not a curated record.